CCACGUGCCUGUGGCAUAAGUAACCUGGCACGCCAUAACGAUGUACGCAGCAUACAAAAUGCAGCAGGAUUUUGAGUUAGUUUGCUCUGCCACCGCCAAUAGUGGUAAAAUACCUGUGUACAAGUAUAAGUCGAGGUCGACAGGAUUAACCGUGUCCAUAGCUCAGGUAGAUGGGCCAACCGUAAGCGGGUAUUUUUGCUUGGCUACUGAGGCCCAUGAUGAUGAUGGAUUACCCCACACUUUGGAACAUUUGGUAUUUAUGGGGAGUGAAAAGUACCCAUACAAGGGUGUAUUGGACCUGUUGGCAAACCGCUGCCUGGCCUCUGGAACCAAUGCCUGGACUGAUACAGACCACACCUGUUACACCAUGCAGACAGCGGGAGAUGAAGGCUUCCUCACCCUCAUGCCCAUAUAUGUAGAACAUGUGCUUUUUGCUACUCUUACUGACUCUGCUUACCUCACAGAAGUUCACCAUGUCACAGAGCAAGGGGAAGAUGCUGGAGUGGUCUACUGUGAAAUGCAGGCCUGUGAAAACACAGGGGAGGGGAGAACCAGACUCGCCCUUCUCAGAGCCAUGUACCCAGGGCAUUGUGGGUAUAAGUCAGAGACUGGGGGAAUGUUGGAAAAUCUACGCAUAAGUACCUCAAAUAAAAAGGUUGUGAGCUAUCAUCAGGAGUUUUACCGCCCAGAGAAUCUUAACCUCAUUAUCACAGGUCAGGUCAAUCCCCAAGAUGUGUUCAAGGCACUAGAACCAAUACAGCAGAAAAUACUAGCAAAGGGUAAACAAGCUCAAUUUGUCCGUCCCUGGCAGAGUGAAGUGCCUCCCCUGGAGAAUUCAGUUGAACAGAUCAUUUGCUACCCCUCUGAUGAUGAAACUCGGGGCCUGGUCAGGAUGGCCUGGAGGGGACCUAAUGUCAAGGAUCUGUACACACAUGUUGCAUUGACUGUGAUUUUGGACUACCUCCGAGAUUCUGCCAUAUCUCCCCUACAGAGAGACUUUGUGGAGCUGGAGGAGCCAUACUGUUCAAAUGUGUCAUAUUCUAUGAUAGAAAACAGAGAAAUGUGUCAUAUGCUGACAUUCCAAAAUGUCCCAAAAGAGAAGCUGAAGGAAAUAAAACCCAGGUUGUUGGCCACCAUUGGUAAGAUAGUGAAGAGAGAGGAAGAGAUUGAUAGUAAGAGAAUGGAGACUGUGAUUCACAAAAAUGUUCUGGACAGUAUGGAGAGGUUGGAGUCAAGACCCCAUGAUCAGAUCGCUGGGGAUUUGAUAGGAGAUUUCCUGUUUAGUGACACAGGAGAGGAACUGGUUGAGAGAGUGAACCAGAUUGAAAUUUUUAGAAAACUGAGUAAAGAAAACAAGGACUACUGGUACAAUUUACUGAACCAAUAUUUUAUGACCCGUCCUUCUGUCACUAUAAUUGGAGAGCCCAGUAAGGAGCUCCAUGAGAAGAUGGCUGCCACAGAGAAGGAACGUAUAGAAGAACAGAAGAAGAAAUUAGGAGAGACAGGGUUAGCACAGAAGGGAGAGAAUCUCAAAAAGGCUUGUGAGGAAAAUGAGAUUGAGGCACCAGGAGAAGUCAUCACCAGUGUCGACAUUCCAAAUGUCAGCAGCAUUAAAUUCCAUCCAAUUACAACGUGCCACUCUGGCCACGCUGAGGCUGACACCAAAUUCUCAGGUUUUCCUCUCAGUGAUCUUCCUGUGGCAUUCCAGCUGAAUAGCAUUAACAGUAACUUUGUGUCUUUGCGCUGCUGUAUCAAUACGGAUGCUGUACCUCAGGACCUGAAAUAUUACCUUCCUCUUUAUGCUGCUGUGAUGUGUGAAUCACCUCUGAUGAGAAACAAUGAGCUGGUGUCUCAUGAGAUUGUCAUCCAAGAGUUGGAAGCUGACACGCUGAGUGUGGACACCUCUCUUGGUCUUUCAGGGGGAAUGUUCACACAUGGAGAUUUUCCACAACUGCUUACACUCCGCCUCAAGGUAGAGUGUGAGAAGUACAAGAAAUCCAUCACAUGGAUUCAUGAACUGCUGUACAAGAUCCAGUUUAAGGAAGAGAGACUGAAAAUUGUAGCACAGAAAAUGGUGAAUGAAGUGUCUCGUCUGAAGAGAAGAGGCUUGCUGAUAGCACAAAACAUGAUGAAGGAUAUGUCUUUUGAUAAAGCAAGUAACAUGGUUGUGAUGGGGUUCAUGAGACAGCAUACAUUCUUGACUGAAAUGUUGGAGAAAUUGGAAAAAUCACCAACUGAAGUUAUAGAGCAGAUGAAGAGACUUCAAAAACUGCUGACAUUACCAGAAAACAUCACAAUCCACAUGUCAGCAGAUGUGACAAGACUGGCACAACUAACGCAAUGUGAUCCUCAUGAAGUCUGGAAACAGGAGCUCCUACCAAAGGAACUGCAGAAGGAAGUGGGCAAGGUGGAUUUGGCAAAAAAACAACCAAUCAAGUUCUCUCACUCUUUCCUCCGUACCCUUGAAGAGACAUCUCAGAGUAUGGGGAUCAUUUGUGGUGUAGCAGCCGUGGAGUCAGCAUACCUAAUUCUCAGUGUUCCCUGCCUUACAACCUACAUCCAUGCUGACACUGCACCUGUCAUGGUAUUCAUACAGUACCUGACACAACUAGAGGGACCCAUGUGGAGACAGAUCAGAGGCAUGGGACUGUCCUAUGGUUACAGAAUGAGCAUCAAGCAGGAGACUGGUCAGCUGUACUUUAUCCUGUCCAGAGCUGCCCAGCUGUCCAAUGCCUACAAGCAAGCCAAGAUCAUUGUGGAAGAAUUCCUUACUGGUCAGACUGAAUUCACAGAGGUAGACCUGGAGACGGCCAAGAGUUCUCUCAUAUUUGAAAUCAUUGAGGAAGAGACUUCAGUCUCUGACACUGCCUUCCAGAGUAUUCUCAGCUACUACAGAGGAGUGGAAGUUGACUACAACAGGCAACUCCUCCAGGACAUUGCCAAAGUGAGCAUCAAGGAUCUCCAGAGAGUGAGUAAGCAGUAUUUCAGCCAGCUGUUUGACCAGACCAAGUCCAGGUGUGCCGUCUGCUGUGACUCUGCCAAAGUGGAAGAACUGCAGAAAGAAUUCAAAGAGUUGGAUAGAGACCUGGCAGUGCUGCCAUCUUUGGAAGAAGGACUUCUGGCUGAACUGAAGAUGUAGGCUAUGCUGAUGUUCAUUUAAAAUCACCGUGUUAUAAGGAGGAAGUUAUUGUCAAAAUGUAUUCAGGAAUUUACAAUAGUUCAUAUUUGUAGUGGAGUCUUUGACUAGCCUAAUGAAUAACUCCAAAUCCUUUCCAUGUUCUCAGUAUUGUACCUAUGGCCAACUAUAUGUUUAUUGGUCAUCAGCGCGUUUUGAUACCUAGACUAAACCCAAAAUUUGUAUUUGUACUAUGUCUUUUUCGCUGUGAUAUUGACUCUACUUUUUUGUUCAGUGCAAUCAGGAACGUUGUGCUAGCAAUCUAGAAUGUUGUCUGUUACUCUCUGCAGUCUUUAUUCAGUGCAGCAAAGAUGUUGUUUUAAUGUUAUUUUAAAAUAGUUUAAACAUUUGACAGCAAAGAUGGCAUUUCAAGACUCUCAUACCUGAUCCAGAAAAGAGAGAAAAGACAUUUGCUGCACGUUUUUUAAAAUUAUGUUCAGUAUGUAGACUGUUCACAUCACUAUAAUCAGGGUACACUGCAUUAAAACAGUAACACUAAUAAAAUCUCAUACAAGGUUAUUGACGUCAGAAAGCAUCAAUAGAAUUUUAUACUUAUCAGUAAUCGGAUUUUAAAUAUUUUAUAAUGAUACUCUUUUUAAUUGUUUUUAAGUGUUUAGAUGAUACAUGCAUAUCUCGAUUUUUCAUGUUUUAAAUGUAUAAUGUAGCUAGUUGUGUGAUUAAGAAUUUUAAUGCAGCAAAGAACAGCAAUCAUCACUAUGGAGAAGUGAAAUCCCAUGCAUCAAAUCAACACUGUUAAACAGAAUUGUGUGAAAUAAA
Messenger RNA from Lingula anatina, 3952 nucleotides. RefSeq lists its product as uncharacterized. Gene Ontology annotation, biological process: proteolysis. The record is from RefSeq and is a predicted model, not a curated record. Gene Ontology annotation, molecular function: metal ion binding. Lineage: Eukaryota; Metazoa; Brachiopoda; Lingulata; Lingulida; Lingulidae.